This is a messenger RNA of Maylandia zebra (zebra mbuna), 1809 nucleotides long. Its product is annotated as ELAV-like protein 1. Gene Ontology annotation, molecular function: RNA binding. The record is from RefSeq and is a predicted model, not a curated record. Lineage: Eukaryota; Metazoa; Chordata; Actinopteri; Cichliformes; Cichlidae. Gene Ontology annotation, cellular component: ribonucleoprotein complex.
ACUUCACUGGGCGGCAGUUAGUUCUUUGUGUGCAGUAGUGAACGUGCUUGUUAGGAUCGACAGAUCAUCUCAUCUUCCAACUGCGGAUCGAAAUCUGACCCAAUCACACCGGAUCACCUGUCCGCACUCCCACAGACGCAGUUAACUUCCUGAAUCAUUUCCAUGGCGCAAAGACGAGGACACAUCAGGUACCUGAAGGUGUGUGAGGUUCAGAACUCUCAGGGUGAUGUCAGAGACGCUUCGCUCGCCGCUAAAGGAGCUGCUGGAAAUGAGCUGUACGAUAACGGGUACGGCGAGCAGAUGAUGGAGGACGAAGACGCACGCACGAACCUGAUUGUGAACUACCUGCCGCAGAGCAUGAGCCAGGACGAGCUACGCAGCCUCUUCAGCAGCGUCGGCGAGGUCGAGUCUGCCAAGCUCAUCCGCGACAAAGUGGCAGGCCACAGUUUAGGUUACGGCUUUGUUAACUUUGUUAACCCUAGUGAUGCAGAGAGGGCUAUCAGUACCCUCAAUGGCCUGAGGCUACAGUCUAAAACUAUCAAGGUUUCAUUUGCACGGCCGAGUUCGGACGCCAUCAAAGAUGCGAACCUGUAUAUCAGUGGUUUGCCACGGACUCUCAGUCAGCAGGACGUGGAGGACAUGUUCUCGCACUAUGGUCGCAUCAUCAAUUCUAGAGUGUUAGUGGACCAGGCUUCAGGUCUGUCACGUGGCGUGGCCUUCAUCCGCUUUGAUAAGAGGGCCGAGGCCGAUGACGCUGUCAAACACCUGAACGGACACACGCCUCCCGGCAGCGCUGAGCCAAUCACGGUCAAGUUUGCUGCCAAUCCCAACCAGGCCAGGAACUCCCAGAUGAUGUCACAGAUGUACCACGGCCAAUCACGACGCUUUGGGGGGCCUGUCCAUCACCAGGCACAAAGGUUCCGGUUUUCUCCAAUGAGCACCGACCACAUGAGCGGAGGGGGUGGGGCCUCGGGGAGCUCAUCCUCUGGUUGGUGCAUCUUCAUCUACAACCUGGGCCAGGAAGCUGACGAGGCCAUGCUGUGGCAGAUGUUUGGCCCGUUCGGUGCAGUCUUGAAUGUGAAAGUGAUCCGAGAUUUUAACACCAAUAAGUGCAAAGGCUUUGGCUUUGUUACAAUGGCAAACUACGAGGAAGCUGCCAUGGCGAUCCACAGCCUGAACGGGUACCGCCUGGGGGACAAAGUCCUGCAGGUCUCCUUCAAGACCAGCAAGGGGCACAAAUAGAGGAGGGGGCAAGGCUAAAACUAAUAACAGGUGUUUUUGUUUUUGUUUUUUGUCUGUUUUCUCAGUUUUUCCCAGCAUGCCCUCUUUCUUUAUGUCAGUAAGUAAUUUUUCUGGCUGUGUGGGCAUUCAUCCACAAUAAAGGACUGAAAUUUGCAGUAUGACUGACAGCUGACUGUCAGCAUUGUUAUGAACAUAACUGGAGUUGUAUCAAUUUCUGCAGGUUUACUUUAAAACAUUUGGGGUCAAAGGUUACGGAAACUAAAUCUGCUCUUUUCUGAUUUGAGUAAAACGUUCAAUUGGUUUUAUGUACAGUUUAUGUAAAUGAUGUCAUGGUAACCACUGACAACUGAUUAAAGGAUUAAAAGUUUGGACAGGUAACCUGACGUUAUCAUGUCAGGUGAUCAGGUCAGUGUUAGACGAUUAGUUUCAUGUUGUACAGGUGAGGUAGAGGAAUGCACCUGAUGAACAGGUAACUGAUGUGAAGUCGAUUUUCAUUUGUUUUAUUUUUGUAUUGCAGCUUCAUUGUGACAUUUAUUCAGCAAUAAAUCUGUUAUUGUGAAAACUUAA